Messenger RNA from Prorocentrum cordatum, 828 nucleotides. The record is from the annotation of a GenBank genome assembly. Lineage: Eukaryota; Dinophyceae; Prorocentrales; Prorocentraceae.
AUGCUCGCUGCUGAGCUCGAGCCCAAAGGGUUCGAGAUCGGCAGUUCGGGUCUUGGCGGCGCUGCAUACAUCCUUCGCAAAGCCCAUGACCCAGUCCCAGCCGUCAAGAUUUGCGUCUCAGCUGACAAUGACAUCCUUUGCGAAGUUGAACGUGACACGUUCGUCGAGUUCGAUAUCGUUUCAUUGGUCGAGUCCGAUGCCUUUUCGAUUGUGUUGCUCGCCCAGAAGUGGACCUGGACUCUGUUCGCCACUACUCGACUUGCCCUCGUGUUGGAGGAUGCCAAGGGCCUGCCCGAGGACGAUGGCCUUUUGUCCAUCAAGGUGGGCAACACCAAGAGACAGGCGCCGGCCUCCAAGAUAGGGCAGCCGUUCCGCUUCGCCACCUCUCUGGCCGACCCGUCGCCCAUCAAGGUGGAGGUGUUCGUGCCAGCGGCCCCCGCACAGACGGUAACCUUGGACCCGGGGGCGGAGACCUUCCAGGUCAGCUUCGGGGACAUGCAGGCCUACCCGCGCGCGCGGGCGGAGGAGCUGGAGAGGCCCCCCGUGGACAUCCAGGCCGCCGCGGAGGCGAAAGGUCUUCCUUCAGAGAAGCUUCACGCAGCUACACAGGCAGCCAACUACCUCGAGGAACACAACUUGGUGAAGAUGUUCCAGGAAGCGAUGAGAGACGAAGGUGUGCGCUUCGAGUGCGAGCGCAUGUCGGCGCCCUCGCCCCCUGUGACGCCGCAGGGCGGCCGCUCGCGGAACCGCGGGUGCGGCAGGUCGCUGGAGGUGGACGACAUCACGCACAUAGAGUUUGAGGAGAUCUUGAGCUCCAGAAUUGCAUAG